UACUACCAACCCCAAAUUGAAUAGGAUUAGUUUACUUUAACUAGGAAUGCUUUCUUCCGACUUUCUGGAAUUCAAAAGAUUGUGAUCCAUUUCCUUUACCACAACAAAAUAAAUUCUUUCGAAUUUUCAAUUUAGCCACUUUUGAGAAUUUUCUAAAAAUGGCCGAAUUUGUGAUCUGCAACAAGUGUCUGUCCACGGACAAUUCAAAUGUGCCUUUUUACUUCACAACCUGCGGUCAUCUGCAAUGUGAAGGUUGCGUAGCAAAGUCGGACAAGACCAAGUGCGUAGUAUGCAAGCUACCUACCGACCUAAAACCUUUAACUAAUCUGGGACCAGAAAUGCAGCCAUUUUUUAACUCAAUCUGCGAUGUUUUGGAUCAAGCAAAACAGGUCUCUACCUUCCAAGAUUAUAAUAAGAAUUUAAUCACACAAAGUUUAACUGAUAAACACAGACUUGUCAAACAAAAAUUGUAUAAAUGCUAUAAAACACUGCAGGGCAUGAAAAAAGAAAAUGCUAUGCUUCGUUUAGUGAUACAGAAUAUGGUUAAAACGGCGCCUGCGGGCUCGCCUAUGGCAGGUGUACUUUCCCCUGGAAAUUCGGAUAUAUCAUCAAUUUUCUCAAGACGACCGAGUUCGGUUGCAUUUUCCCUACCAGGACAACCAACAAGUACUGCUUGGAAUAAUUCUUCCAAAAAUGUUAGUCCCAUGUUUAAUCCAUCAUUGGAGGACAGUCGCUCCUUUAUGAUCCCUUCCCAAUCGUCAGUGAGCGCGAAUGUCAUCGAGGAUUCAUUUGAUGAUCGAAGAAUUUCCAAUUCGGCCAGUGUCUCACAACAAAGAUCUUCGCUAAUGAAGUAUAUGAGUCAGCUCAAUUUAGCUUCUAAAGAUAAACCUUCUUAGGAAAAAUCACUGAGUUCCAAUUUAUUUGCUUCUAAGUAAAAUUGUAUUCAGAAUUAAUUUUUUUUUCGUUGUUUAGCUUAAUUCUCCACUAAGAAUUAUUUUAAUCUUUGUUUAGAUUGUAGUGUUGUUUAUGUAAUAUUCUGUAGAAAAAAUGUAAUAAAGUUGAGUUCAUCCUUUCAGAAAUUUA
Molecule: messenger RNA, 1083 nt
Organism: Photinus pyralis (common eastern firefly)
Lineage: Eukaryota; Metazoa; Arthropoda; Insecta; Coleoptera; Lampyridae
Product: probable E3 SUMO-protein ligase RNF212
Exons: 6
Coding region: 159-896 (245 amino acids)
Biological process (GO): reciprocal meiotic recombination; homologous chromosome pairing at meiosis; protein sumoylation
Cellular component (GO): synaptonemal complex
Molecular function (GO): SUMO transferase activity
Source: RefSeq, a predicted model, not a curated record